Messenger RNA from Triticum aestivum (bread wheat), 1038 nucleotides. Its product is annotated as probable auxin efflux carrier component 5b. The transcript has 5 exons. Gene Ontology annotation, cellular component: endoplasmic reticulum; plasma membrane. Gene Ontology annotation, biological process: auxin export across the plasma membrane; auxin polar transport. NCBI's taxonomy places the organism in Eukaryota, Viridiplantae, Streptophyta, Magnoliopsida, Poales, Poaceae. The record is from RefSeq and is a predicted model, not a curated record. Bases 1 to 1038 code for a protein of 345 amino acids. Gene Ontology annotation, molecular function: auxin efflux transmembrane transporter activity.
AUGAUAGGGUGGGGGGACGUGUACAGGGUGGCGGCCGCCAUGGCGCCGCUCUACUUCGCUCUCGGCCUCGGCUACGGCUCCGUGCGGUGGUGGAAGCUCUUUACCGCGGACCACUGCGACGCCGUCAACCGUCUCGUCGUCUUCGCCGCCGGCUACCGCGUCCUGGCGGCCGACGCCGUCGCCAAGCUCAUCGUCGUGCUCGCGCUAGCCGGGUGCGCCGCCGUCCGGCGCGCCAAGGCCGCGACGCGCCGCGGCGGCAGCGCACCCUCGUCCUACUCCUGGUGCAUCACCGGCUUCUCGCUGGCGGCUCUCAACAACGCGCUCCUCGUGGGCGUGCCGCUGCUGGACGCCAUGUACGGCAAGUGGGCGCGCGACAUCAUCGUGCAGCUCUCGGUGCUGCAGGCCGUCGUCUGGUUCCCGCUGAUGCUCAUCGUCUUCGAGGCGAGGCAGGCCUGGCUGGAGGCCGUCGUCUGGUUCGGGAGUGACGUCGAACGGCCAGCACAAGGUGAAAACGGCCGGAAGACGGUGGCGACGGGGUGCGCGUUCUGGGCGCCGCUGCUGCGAGCGGUCGGGGUGAAGCUCGCCCGCAACCCCAACGUGUACGCCAGCCUCCUUGGGGUCGCGUGGUCUUCCGUGGCAAACAGGUGGCACCUGAAGAUGCCAACCAUCAUAGAUGGCUCGAUCGCGAUCAUGUCAAAGACCGGCAUUGGAAUGGGAAUGUUCAGCAUGGGCAUGUUCAUAGGACUACAAGACAAGUUUAUCGUGUGUGGACUAGGCUUGACCGCGUUGAGCUUGGUGCUGAGAUUCAUCGUGGCACCGGCCGCCACCGUAGCUGGAGCCUUAAUUUUAGGACUCCGUGGUGAUCUUUUGCGUGUUACUGUCUUACAGGCUGCACUGCCACAGUCAGUCGCAACAUUUGUCUUCUCGCGAGAGUAUGACAUGCAUGCUGGAGUACUUAGUACCGCGAUUAUAGUCAGCACAUUGGCUUCGUUGCCUGUCUUAACCGCAUAUUAUCUUGUUUUAGGGCUUGUAAUAUAG